Trametes versicolor FP-101664 SS1 is the source of this 1095-nucleotide messenger RNA. RefSeq names its product prepropeptide lignin peroxidase (gene LiP3). Lineage: Eukaryota; Fungi; Basidiomycota; Agaricomycetes; Polyporales; Polyporaceae. Gene Ontology annotation, biological process: cellular response to oxidative stress; response to reactive oxygen species; hydrogen peroxide catabolic process. The transcript has 5 exons. The coding region runs from base 1 to 1095 and encodes 364 amino acids. Gene Ontology annotation, molecular function: heme binding; peroxidase activity. The record is from RefSeq and is a predicted model, not a curated record.
AUGGCCUUCAAGAGCCUUCUGACCAUCGUCUCUCUCGCCGCAACCCUCGCGGGCACCAACGCCGCACUGACGCGCCGCGUCACCUGCCCCGACGGCGUUAACACCGCGACGAACGCGGCGUGCUGCCAGCUGUUCGCUGUCCGACAGGACCUCCAGCAGAACCUGUUCCACGGCGGCCUGUGCACUGCCGAGGCGCACGAAUCCCUCCGCCUGACGUUCCACGAUGGUAUUGCCAUCUCGCCCGCCAUGGAGGCGCAAGGCAAGUUCGGCGGCGGCGGUGCCGAUGGCUCCAUCUCUAUCUUCCCCGAGAUUGAGACCGCCUUCCACCCCAACAUCGGCCUCGACGAGAUCGUCGCGCUCCAGCGGCCGAUCCAAGCGCGCCACAACCUCACACACGCCGACUUCCUGCACUUCGCUGGUGCACUCGCCGCGUCCAACUGCGCCGGUGCGCCCCAGCUCUCCGCAUUCGUCGGCCGCAAGGACGCCACCCAGCCCGCACCCGACGGCCUCGUCCCCGAGCCGUUCCACACUCCCGACCAGAUCUUCGACCGCCUCGCCGACGCGUCCGAGGGCGAGUUCGACCCCAUCCUCACCGUCUGGCUCCUGACCGCGCACACCGUCGCGGCGGCCAACGACGUCGACCCGACCAAGUCCGGGCUGCCGUUCGACUCGACCCCCGAGAUCUGGGACACGCAGUUCUUCGUGGAGACGCAGCUGCGCGGGACGCUGUUCCCCGGAAAGGGGGGCAACCAGGGCGAGGUCGAGAGCCCGCUCGCCGGAGAGAUGCGCCUGCAGAGCGACCACACGAUCGCGCGUGACUCGCGCACGGCGUGCGAGUGGCAGUCGUUCGUCGACAACCAGCCGAAGGCCCAGGCGAUGUUCCAGUUCGUCUUCCAGGUGCUCUCUACCCUUGGCCAGAACCAGGAUGACCUGGUUGACUGCACUGAAGUGGUCCCGAUCCCCGCGCCGCCGCAGGGCCGCACUCAUCUCCCCGCCGGCAUGACCAUGAACGACAUCGAGCAAGCAUGCGCCGAGACUCCCUUCCCCACCCUCCCGAUCGACCCUGGACCGCGCACUGCUGUCGCCCCCGUGUAA